AUGACUGAAGUAAUCCAACAAAAUGCAUAUAUUUCAUGGGAUGGAAGCGUGGAACGUCGAGUGUGUCCAUUGGCUACUUUUGGGUCUCGAGAGCCACAGAAGCUACACGUUCGUUUGGCUUGUGCUGAUCCACCACGUGCUGACCAGCUAGAACUCAAAAACGCAGAAGAAUUACAAGGAGCCAUUGUAUUGGUGGUACGAGGAGGCUGCAGCUUUGUGCACAAGGCUAGACUUUUACAAAGAGCAGGUGUAGUAGCCAUGUUGCUGGCCAACAACACAAGAGAGGAACCUCUCGCAGCUUUCACGAUGGGAGAAUCACCUGAUGAUAUAACUGAUAGCAAAAAGAUUGAAAAAGAAGAAAUUACGAUCCCUUGUAUGAUGAUGUGCUUGCGUGAUGUUCGAGAGCUAUUUCAGAAAUUUCCACCAUCCGUGAAGCAUGGAGAGAUUCUUUUAGAAAUUCCACAUAGAAAUGAAAAAGUUGAUGCUGUAGAGACUUACAUUCAGAUACCAAGAGAACUAUACGAUUCACCAGAGGAUGGAAUGAGAUGGAAAUCAAUUAAACAGACCACAUCAUCGCUAUUAAAGAUGCUGGAGCCGCACCACAUGGCAAACUCCAGCGUCAAAGAGGCUUCAAGUCGUGAAAUUGGUGGUAAAACUAAGGUGCCAGAAUCAAUCGAAGUUGGAACGAUCAAAGCAACUACUCGAGAAAAGCAGCCACCGCUGCUUGCAUUUGUCCAGUGGGCAACAAGUGCGCUCGAGUACGAGAUUUGCUUUGCUCCUCUAGCAGAUUUUUGCUCCACAAGUGCUGGUGCAUCAUACUCAGGCAGAUUAGUGGCAUCUGAUCCGCUCGUCGCCGAUCGACCUCUGAAGAAUGCAGAGCAGUUAAGUGGAGCUAUAGCUAUAGUACGACGUGGGGGAUGCUCGUUUCCUGAGAAAAUUGCACGAGUGCAGCAUGCUGGAGCUGUUGCUGCAAUUGUCUGUAAUGAUGAUGAAGAAGACUUGGAUGCUGCCUUUGUCAUGAGUGUUGACCAUAUUGAUGCCGCCGACGCCACACUUCCAGCUGUGAUGAUUCCGCACAAAACAUUCUUACGGCUUCAAGCCGUCUUGAAUGUCACGACCGCAAGGAUUUUAUGUAUGGCUGGUCAAGCGGCCGAUGGACUUUUAGAGCUAAAUGGAACAUCGGUCUCGUUUCGUUCCUUGCCUAUGCCAGUUCCACAAGAAUAUUUUUAUAGGAACAAAGAAGAUAGCGCUGUUGCUGACAAGACUACUUCUCAUUUUGACUUUGUCUUUCAUCUACAUCAGGCUUGUCGUGAUGGAGACCAUGCUGCCUGUCAGCGAGUGUUGGCUAACUUUGAGGGAAAGAAGGAAAAACACCAAGUAAUCAACUCGUCGUGCCCAUCCACUGGUUUGACAGCACUACACCAUGCAUGUGCAGGUGGAAAUGAUAAUGUGGUGGAGUUGUUGCUUUCCCUUGGUGCGAUUCCCAAUGUUCUUGAUCUGGCCAUGCGGACGCCAUUGCAUGUUGCAUGCGCCGAGAAUAACGUAAAAUGCGCACGUUUGCUACUUCGGGCAGAAGCAUCAUCUCAGCAAGUAACUUCAGCACUUUAUAAUUUAGACGAUAAGCACGACAGCUUACCAGCACGACGGACUAUUGGUGGACGUACUGCUCUGCAUGAUGCUGCUCGUGCUGGUUCAUCGGAGUGCGUGGAACUAUUACUUAGUGCCAAUGCGCGAGUCGAACAAACAUCUGAUGAAGAGAGCAACACCUUCGUUUUCCUUGGCGUGAGUGCGAAAGACUUAGAAGGGAAUACACCACUCCAUUUGGCGUGUGCAAAUGCUCAUGCUGAAUGUGCUUUUUAUCUCGUGGCAGCCGGAGCCGAUGUCAAUUGUAAGGACUUAACUGGACGGUCACCUCUUUUGCUAGCUUGUGAGGAAGCUAACGAUCCCGAUAAAGAAGUUGUGUCUGGCCACAUUAUCAAAAAGUUAAUCAAAGCUGGAGCAAGAAUCGAAGAUUGCGACGAUAGGAGUCAUACGAGAAAGGAUGGAGGCGACUACAAAUUACUUCUAGAUCGAAUCGAGUCUUCAGAUCUUCGACGUGACUUAGAGAUGUUGUAUCUGCGUUAUGAAGUCCGAUUUGCAAAACAGAAAAAUUCAGAGCUCGAAAAGCAGAACGAAUGCUUGACGAAGAGCAUCGAUGAAAUAAAAAAUGAGCUUAGUAACCUUCACGAAACAUUUCGAGAGCAAGAAGAUAAAUUCCAGCAGCUUCAAUCGCAGAUACAGAUGAAUCUGCAAUUUCGGGCUGAUUGCGACCAUUUGAAUAUCUCAAGUAUCGACAAAUCACUAUUGAACCCACUCCUCACUAAAAGUUCAAAAGAACCGGCUGUGAAAAGUGAUGAAGAGUUGGCACUCGAUGCAGCCCUCGUCCGAGAUUUGGGUAAAAAGUGUCUUCGUCAGAAUCAAAAUGUGCUGGCUGUAAAGUAUUUUGAACAAUCACUAGAGCUAAUGCCCCUUCCAGGUGUACACCGACUCUUAACUACUGCUCAAAACACUCAUAAUGUCGAAUCAAACGAUCCACUGGAGAAAAAAGCUUUUGCCGAUACUGCGACGUGCAUGAAAAGCAUGUCAUUGACACCUGCGAUGGCACCAACGUCGCCAACUGCGAAAAAUGCCAAAAUUCAGAAAUUAUUAGAUAUUGUUCGCAACACGAACUUAACGCCUGAAGCACAUGCAAUGCUAAAUAAUGAGCUGAAUUGGCUCAAUACGCUAUCCGAUGAUGCGGAGUUUGCGCAUGCUUGUCGCUGGACGGAUUGGCUAGUAACACUUCCGUGGGAAGAUACCAACAUUGGCUUGCAAAACAAUAUUCGGCAUACUGUAAAGCAAGUCAAAAUUCAGCAAUCAGAUGAUAUUGAUGUCGGACGUCAUGAAAUUGAAGCUGUGCGUAUCAUACAGCGUUCAUACCGUAACUUUCAUGCAGCUCACUCUCGAGCUCGAGAAUUAGCAGCAAGAAAGAUACAAGCUUGCGUUAGGAGGAACCUUGAUAAAGAUGAACAGCAUUUGAAAGCUCCUUUUGAGCAGAAUUAUUUCAACGGAGCUUCGAUUUCGAAAUUGGAUUACAUAAAAGUCAUUGACCCCUUAUUAAUAAAAAAGUUACCGCGUGAAUACGACGUCGAGGAGCUUGUCAUCGGCAAAAUUUCGUCAAAUUGCAAAAACGACACCGCCGGAAGUGCUGACGGAGACAAUCGUAUCGUUCAGUUGGUCAAAUGUGUAGAAGCACAUGCAACGGCAAUGUAUAGAACAAAAAACGAAAACAAGCAAGCUUUUUAUUUUGUAUGGACCCGCUGGGGAGAAAAUUUGGACAAAACGUGUGCAGGCAUUUUGAGUGGACCUUACGAGAAUCAACAAGACGCUAAACGUCGCUUUCAUCGGAUCGUUUGCGAGGCGAAAACAAUCACUCAAUCGGCGUAA
Messenger RNA from Plasmopara halstedii, 3465 nucleotides. RefSeq names its product Ankyrin. Bases 1 to 3465 code for a protein of 1154 amino acids. Gene Ontology annotation, cellular component: cytoplasm; nucleus. Gene Ontology annotation, molecular function: protein binding. The record is from RefSeq and is a predicted model, not a curated record. NCBI's taxonomy places the organism in Eukaryota, Oomycota, Peronosporomycetes, Peronosporales, Peronosporaceae. The transcript has a single exon.